Trachymyrmex cornetzi is the source of this 610-nucleotide messenger RNA. RefSeq lists its product as uncharacterized. Lineage: Eukaryota; Metazoa; Arthropoda; Insecta; Hymenoptera; Formicidae. The transcript has a single exon. The record is from RefSeq and is a predicted model, not a curated record. The annotation marks the transcript as partial.
AUGUUGAAACCAAGUGCGGAGUAUAACCGAAGAGCCGCGAUUAUCGAAAGUGUUCGCGCCGGGCGCUCGGCGACAGAAAUCAUUCGGUUCUUCGGGUAUCCGAGAUCGACUGUGUAUGAUGUCAUCGCAAAGUACCAUGAGUCGGAGAAGCCCAACGAAGGUUCUGCAACACCGGUGAGGAAAAUCCACUCGAACGAGCGCGUUGUCAUGACGCCCGACAUCAUUCAAUGGGCUCAGGAGCUGAUUUUUGAGGAUCCAAGGCAGUCGAUCCGAAAAUUGUCGUCGGUUGUUGGUGUGAGGGAGAAAACUAUACGUCGAAUCGUCGAGGAGGACCUUCGCUACAAGUCUUACACAAUUAAACUGAGACAGAUGCUUUCCGAAGCCGCUAGGACAAAGCGAGUUGAACGCUGCAACCUGCUUUUGUAUUCCUUAAAACACAAUGCUGCCGGACGACUCAAGUUUUUUUCUGACGAGAAAAUUUUUACUAUGGAUGCGAAAAUCAAUCGAAGGAAUGACCGCUGGCUCGCCCACAACCCUGAAGAUGUCCCCAUUGGUGCAAGAACGAAAUUUCCGGCGAAUGUUCACGUGCUAGGUGUUGUGUCCAGUGAGG